Messenger RNA from Lingula anatina, 2097 nucleotides. RefSeq lists its product as uncharacterized. The record is from RefSeq and is a predicted model, not a curated record. NCBI's taxonomy places the organism in Eukaryota, Metazoa, Brachiopoda, Lingulata, Lingulida, Lingulidae.
AUGGCGGCCUCUCGCACCUGCUCCAAUUUAGCAGGACUGGGAUAUGCCGGCAUUCUGAUCAUGCUGGUUUGUAUCAUUGAGUUUAGUUCAGUUGAAGGUAUAUGCAGUGAAUCAGACAUCGAUGCUCUACCAACGGGCGGCAGGUGCCUUCGACCAUUGAUGAAAAUGCGACUGUGUGGUACGAGGACGCCAACUGUAUGCGCAAUGCCACAAAACGUGACUCAAGUGUUCCAUAAAUACGGUGCACAGGGUGCAUCAAAGAUGACAAAACUCAGAACGGUAGAACAAUGUGUUCAUGGGUGUGCAGGCAACUCCUCCUGUUAUGCCGUGGACUGGAAUACUGCUAGUGAAGAGUGCUGGUUUCACGGAUCUGCCACAUUUUGCAAUACUCAAAAUGUCGCACAUGACUUUGAUCAUUAUAAAAUGCAAAAAUGUAGUUCAGGAUGGGAGUGCAGUAAACAGUGUGGCAGUGGCAGUUGUCAGCUGAGUCCAGAUUUCUUCCAAAACCAGCAAUCAUGCAUUUGUCAUGUAGGUUAUACAGGAGACACUUGUAGCAGCCCUACGACAUGCCCUGACCCUGAGAGUGGGGAAAAUACAACGGUGCAUUUACCAUCCCAGGCUUGCAACAUUGGGGAUGCAAAACAGUACACAUGUAUCCAGGGACAUUUUCUCGAGAACAACUCCACUUCAAAAGCAAUACUUUGUCAAGUCGACGGAACAUGGAAUGAUACUGCUGCCCAGUGUAAACCUGGUAAUUGUACGCCACCGGAUGUUGGAAACAGCGCAACGACAUCUAAAGUUCCGCCAUACCACGUGCACCAACACGUGGACUUUGAAUGCCCAAUUGGUCACGUGUUCCCUGGUGGCACUUCCAUAAAGACGAUCACCUGUACUACAAACCUAACGUUCAACGCAUCCAUCCCAAAUUGCUCACGUGUGCGGUGUCAACUGCCGAUGAACUUGGUACACAUGAAACCAAGAGAAAGUGGACCGCGUCUCUUCGAAGACCACGUGCAUUUAGAUUGUGAUACCGGGUACGUCCUACCCGUUACUAACCAAACAUCUAUCAGUUUAGUUUGUAUGGAAAAUGGCAACUUUAACCAAACUGUGCUACCUGCAUGUGAACCAAGGUCUUGUCCUUUACCUACUCAUAACCAAAAUCUCACAGUGGACGGGUCAGCAAGUUUCAGGUAUCCAGACUCUAAAUUGUACCGCUGUCCUAAGGGAUAUUUAUUUCCUGGUAAGCAAGACGUAGUAACUGUUGAAUGUCUAGCCAAUGGAACUCCGAGUAUGACUAGUGUACCGAGUUGUUCGCCUGUUGAGUGCACAAAUAUAGGAUAUUUGACGAGCAACCUCAGCGUGUCACCAACAGGUCCGUACUUUUAUGGGAGCAAAGCCAAUGUUACAUGUCCAGACGGAUAUAAUAUGGUCACUGAUACAAGCUACGUCACGCUGAGCUGUGGACGUGAUGGUACAUGGGGACGUACAUUACCUGAGUGUUUUAAGACCAGUGGUCAAACUGCGGACAGAAUGUCCGGACAACCGGAAAACAUAGCGGCAAUAUCAGCAGGUGCUGGCACAGCGGCGGUUGUUGUAAUCCUGGUAGUUCUAGGAUUUGGACUAAUAUACUGGAAACGAAGAAACAAGGAGAGAAACAGUUCUUCGCAUGACCAAUCAAGUAAUUUAUCACCUUCCCGGGAACUAAGCCAUGUUUACAGUAACAUCCAGGACGUAUCAAACAAUCUCUCUUCCACUACCGUCGCCACUACCUGUUCCAAUGCAUCAGGGGGUGUAAAUCCCCCAAAAGAGCAAGAAAAAUUAGAAAAUAAUAUGCGUGAACUGUACACCUUGCCGGAAAGGAGGAAUAAUACUAGAGCACGGGUAGAUCAAAAUAUAGGGGGCGGCAGUGUGCGAAACCCCAGUGGUCUUUACACUGCGCUAGAGAUGAAAAGCAAAACACCACAUUCCGGCACAACCAUAGGUACAGGUGAAGCUAGCGCUAAUGAAUACGAAUCACUGAGGCAUAUCAGAGACAAGCCAGGGGACCUAUAUGACAGUCUCUGUAACGAUGGGGCAACUUACGUGAACGGUGUGUGA